Gorilla gorilla gorilla (western lowland gorilla) is the source of this 670-nucleotide messenger RNA. It is a transcript of the gene PFDN6, whose product is annotated as prefoldin subunit 6. Gene Ontology annotation, biological process: chaperone-mediated protein complex assembly; protein folding. Gene Ontology annotation, cellular component: cytoplasm; prefoldin complex. Gene Ontology annotation, molecular function: protein-folding chaperone binding. Lineage: Eukaryota; Metazoa; Chordata; Mammalia; Primates; Hominidae. Bases 199 to 588 code for a protein of 129 amino acids. The record is from RefSeq and is a predicted model, not a curated record. The transcript has 5 exons.
UAAACAUGUCAGAACUACACUUCCCAUCAAGGGUCAGAAAGAAACUUCCGGCACAGUCUUUUCCCAGCAUUCCUUGUUUACUUCCGGGUUUAUUACUACUGAAGGAAGAACGCCAAAUCAGAAAAGGGAGAUCAGGUACCUUCCAGAGAGUGAGACCCAGCGCCCUUGUCUCGCACCCAGUAGGCUUUCAUCCCCGCCAUGGCGGAGCUGAUCCAGAAGAAGCUACAGGGAGAAGUGGAGAAAUAUCAACAGCUACAGAAGGACUUAAGUAAAUCCAUGUCGGGGAGGCAGAAACUUGAAGCACAACUAACAGAAAAUAAUAUCGUGAAAGAGGAACUGGCCCUGCUGGAUGGGUCCAACGUGGUCUUUAAACUUCUGGGUCCGGUGCUAGUCAAACAGGAGCUGGGGGAGGCUCGGGCCACAGUAGGGAAGAGGCUGGACUAUAUCACAGCUGAAAUUAAGCGAUACGAAUCCCAGCUCCGGGAUCUUGAGCGGCAGUCAGAGCAACAGAGGGAGACCCUUGCUCAGCUGCAGCAGGAGUUCCAGCGGGCCCAGGCAGCAAAGGCAGGGGCUCCUGGCAAGGCCUGACCCCAUGGUGGGGGGAGGGGAGGGGAGGGAAUGAGGCAGCUCUAGGAUCUAUACUGUAGCUAAUAAAAUGUAAAAACACCUG